Molecule: messenger RNA, 382 nt
Organism: Saprolegnia parasitica CBS 223.65
Lineage: Eukaryota; Oomycota; Saprolegniomycetes; Saprolegniales; Saprolegniaceae
Exons: 1
Source: RefSeq, a predicted model, not a curated record
AUGCUGCUGCGACCCUCCGAGAGCGGUGAAGAAUUCGUGUACGUCCACUACCACGAGCUCAACGCGUUCGAGUCGCCGCGCGCCUUCACGCCGUCGAGUGCUGUGGACCGCGCAUGCCUCCUCUGCCAUGCGACCGUGGCCACGCUGCACGGCGACAUGGCCGACGUCGUCGACAACCUUGUCCAUUGCGCGAGCUGCCGCAGCUACUACUGCCACGGCUGCCUCCAAGACUAUUUAGCCCACAAGAUCGAGACGCGCCAGGUCUUGCCGAGUCAGCUCGUGUGCCCGGGCGCGUGCCAGCAAGCGCUGCCUGCGACGACGCUGCAAGCGCACAUGCGGCGCAGCGACUUUGCCAAAUACAACGCGUUCUUGACGCUGCCCA